Messenger RNA from Aspergillus chevalieri, 834 nucleotides. RefSeq names its product Bys1 family protein. The transcript has a single exon. Lineage: Eukaryota; Fungi; Ascomycota; Eurotiomycetes; Eurotiales; Aspergillaceae. The coding region runs from base 1 to 834 and encodes 277 amino acids. The record is from RefSeq and is a predicted model, not a curated record.
AUGAAUAUAUUCUUCAUCUUUUUCCUGGGUCUCGCCCUGGCCGUGCCCCAUGGCAUGUACGGCCUCAACCCAACCACCAACACAAUCACCCACAUGAACCUGAAACACAGCAUCAUGCACCCCGAAGAUGCCAACACCCACCAGCACCACCAGCGCCACGAGCCCAUGCCCAUGGACACAACCACCAACCCCAAUACAGACCUGAAAGAAACCACCCACCACGACGGCCCCCCACAUCAUGGCGGCGGCGACCAUCAUGGAGGAGGUGGCCAUCACGGCGGUGGCCCUCCCCACCACGGAGGAGGUGGCCAUCAUGGAGGCGGUCAUCACGGCGGCGGUCAUCACGGCCCACCCUACAAACUCCUCUCCGCAAACCCUUUCGUCUUCCCCAACACAACCAACACCACCACGGGUGGCCACGCCAUAAUCCAAAACUCCUGCGCCUACCCCCUUUACCUCUGGUCCGUGGGCGCCUCCGUCAGCCCGCAAUAUACCCUCCCAGCCUACCACAGCUACCGCGAGUCGUUCCGGCACGACGCUGUCUCGGGGGGCAUCGCGAUGAAGAUCACGACUGUGCCAAACGGGCUGUUUACGGGCCGUCCGCAGACGAUCUUCGCGUAUAACUUGAACGUCAAUGCGAGUCGUGUUUGGUAUGAUCUGAGUGAUGUGUUCGGGGACCCGUUUGAGGGGAGUGAGGUGAAGGUGGGUGCUGUGCGGAGGGAUGGGACGACGAAUGUGGAGGGAGGGUUGAGGUGGGAGGAUGGGGUGCCGCCGAGGGGGAGUCAGGUGAGAGUUGUGGAUUCGAGGGAGGAUGUGAAGGUUGAGUUUUGUUAG